UUUCGUUGUAAGCGGACGUAGUGUUUUUCGGUUGCUAUCCGAACAUUUUUUUUGUUACGCGGGCGUAACCAACAAAUAAAUGCAAAAUACAUAGUCCAGCGACAGUUGCUUGUUCACAGCGUUCACAUUCUAUGCUGCUUUAGACAUUUUGAUUUGGACACAUUUCUUAGUUCUCUUACAUUAAAGCAUUGUGCAAGCGAAAAGUGAAAUGAAAGGUUGAGUGUGUUAAGUGACGAACAAAUAUAAAUUCGUUGCCGUCGCCGUCGCCGUCGCAGUGCACAUGUUAGUGAAGAAUGAUGCAAAUCCUCAUUGAUUACAAUUGAAUAUAAAUAAUUCGAAAUGUGAAUCUUUAAAUAAGUGUGAAUUAAACCCAAAUACAUAUCAACAAAUCGCAAUACACCAACAUAUCAACAUAAGAUUGGUGUGUUUUAUAAAAUAAGCCUUAUAAGGAUAUAAUGGAAUAAUAACCCCAUCAAUAAAAGUGCAUAUCAAAGCAAUCGAAACACCACCAAAAUCAUAUCACAGCUGAAAAUCUAUUGAGUGAUAGAAAGGAAUUCGAUUAUACCGCCAAGCCAAGCCAAGCCUAGUCAACGUAUAAUAAUAAUUUUUGUAUUUAUGUACAUAUGCAAUCAUAUAUUCAUACAUACACAUAUAUGCUAAAAUUAACAGAACAGUUACUGUAACUAAGAGGACGUUCGAGUCAACCCACAAUCUAACCCACCGCACAUAUCACAAAGCAAUCGAAACGUCGACAAGCCGAGCCUUAUGAGUGCGUCUUAAUAAAGUUGAUUAACUCAAAUAAUGCACAUUCGAUAAUAUCGAUGUUACCAAAAGAAUUGAUGUCCCUCCAUGAUAUUCCCAAGAGAAAAGAAAAAUGCACUAUGGCGUUAUGCGUCAAGAAACAAUCCGGCUACGUGCGAUGCGGAUGGGAUACCGAUACCCAUGCAGCAACAACAGCCGCUGCACCCUCUACAUCAACGCCACCUUCAAACGUGCGCCAGCUUCUGCUGCUGCUACACGGAUCAGUCUUCCCUGAUCAACCCUCCACCACCACCAUACUGUUCAAUUCCUUGCUCCAUAGACUGUUCAGGCUCCUAUCGUCUCAUCCACCGUCAGCAGCAACACCAGCACCAGCAACAGCAGCAACAACUGAGGUGUCACACAAAUCCAGAAGAAGAAAUUUCCGUGUCCGCUUCGGCGACCGACGAAUCGGAUUAUUCCUAUAUAAAAGAUGGCUGCAGCUACGCAAGCUCUGGCGUCGACAUAUUGAACGACAAAAACGGGCUCUGUCCGGUGACGGUUCCGUCGUCGGUGCCGACUUGUUCCAACGCACAGUCAAUGACGGCCGCAGCGACCUUUGCAAUGACAGCGGCGAACAUGUUUCGAAACUGCUGCGGCGGCGGCAGCAGUGGUCCGACGACAGACUCCGACAAUGGAUUCUUUUCGAAAACGAUCCCGAUCGACAACAAACGCCACAAUCAGAGUCGCCAGCGCGUAACCCCAUCCCCACCCACCUGCCCAAUGCAUACCCACUCGACAACGAUGUCCACAGCUGGAGCUGUGUCAAUGUCAACGACAUCUUUUCGCCAUCAAAUCUUCAAUGCGUUGCUGAAAAAGCUGAAGAACAAACAGGUAACCGACCUACUCCAGGCAGUAAAAAGUCGAGUGGACCCACCUCACAAGCGCGACUCGCUGGCAGGCAAUGGGGCCAUCAUAUCAGCCACACCGAGUUAUCUACAGUGCAUUCUAAUCAAGUGCACUUCACCCCUCGACGAAGAGCAGCAUGUAAUCACGUGCCAGCUUUUUUUUUGGUCCGACCUCAGGGAUGCCGGCGAGCUAAGGCGUCUGCCCACCUGCCCCAGUGCUCGGGAUUACGUCUAUGUCUGCUGCAAUCCACUGCACUGGUAUCGGGUAAACCAUCCAAUAGAUUCAGACUCCGCACCCCCGCCGUAUCAGCGAUCAAAAAUGCUGAGACUGAAAGAUCAAGAUAUCGAGGAAAACACUCAAAACAACAACGAAAGCUCGUCGAUGACCGCGUGGGCCGUGCAGAGCAACAGCAUCAUCAAACAAUCGGAGUCCCAGUUGUAUGGUCCGAGUCUUGAGUCUUUUACCACUGAUGGAAAAGAUCAUAGCGCGAAUAAUAAUGCAUGGUGCCAGAUUGCCUAUUGGGAACUGUCCGAGCGUGUUGGUGAGCUGUUUCAUGCGAAGAAGUUGGCAGCUAACAUCUACACAGAUGGACCAGUGGAUUGUGCCGGAGAGAGUAUGUGCUUACGUGAGUUAUGUGGGAAGCGUACAACGCUGGAUGCAGUCCAAAACACACGUCAAAAGAUCGGACUGGGUGUUACUAUAAGCCUGGAGUGUGGGGACGUGUGGAUCUACAAUCGAAGUAAUGUGCCGAUAUUUGUGGACUCGCCAACGCUUGCCGAACACUUGGACCGGGUUUGUAAAGUGUUGCCUGGCUAUUGUCUCAAAGCCUUUGAAAUACACAGCAGGGCUGAAUGGCUGGCUGGAAAUAAGAUACAGCAAAACCAUUUAGGACCAAUCGAUCGGUUUAGUAUGAAGAUCAGUUUCGCCAAGGGCUGGGGCAACAUGUAUCGACGUCAGGAUAUUAUGUGCUGUCCCUGCUGGCUUGAAGUCCACUUCAGCCAUCAGCGGUGACAUUGCAAGUUGCCGGUUGGUGCUUAUUGCUUCGCGGCAGCAGCAGCAGCAAUGUGUUUACCGGGGACAGUCACCACUAACCCGAUGUGCAGCAAACCCUAUGUGUACUACCGGUAGCAACAGCUGCUUCUGUUAGUUU
Messenger RNA from Drosophila hydei, 2797 nucleotides. RefSeq names its product mothers against decapentaplegic homolog 6 (gene Dad). The transcript has 8 exons. Gene Ontology annotation, cellular component: heteromeric SMAD protein complex. Bases 850 to 2658 code for a protein of 602 amino acids. NCBI's taxonomy places the organism in Eukaryota, Metazoa, Arthropoda, Insecta, Diptera, Drosophilidae. The record is from RefSeq and is a predicted model, not a curated record. Gene Ontology annotation, molecular function: I-SMAD binding; transcription regulator inhibitor activity. Gene Ontology annotation, biological process: BMP signaling pathway; regulation of transcription by RNA polymerase II; cell differentiation.